Pararge aegeria (speckled wood butterfly) is the source of this 666-nucleotide messenger RNA. It is a transcript of the gene snRNP-U1-C, whose product is annotated as U1 small nuclear ribonucleoprotein C. Gene Ontology annotation, biological process: mRNA 5'-splice site recognition; spliceosomal snRNP assembly; mRNA splicing, via spliceosome. The record is from RefSeq and is a predicted model, not a curated record. Gene Ontology annotation, cellular component: nucleus; U1 snRNP. Gene Ontology annotation, molecular function: zinc ion binding; pre-mRNA 5'-splice site binding. Bases 141 to 635 code for a protein of 164 amino acids. The transcript has a single exon. NCBI's taxonomy places the organism in Eukaryota, Metazoa, Arthropoda, Insecta, Lepidoptera, Nymphalidae.
UACAGAUCAAAGCGUUGCAGUCAAUGUCAUUUUGAUAAUUGUAGUUUUCUUGUUUCUAUUAGUUGGUUUGUGUUAUUUGAAUUGUUUUGAUUUAUGCUAUUCUUAUAAAUUAUAGUGUAAAACAACUUUUAUCGGUUAAUAUGCCUAAGUACUAUUGCGACUACUGUGACACAUACUUAACCCACGACUCUCCUAGUGUGCGAAAAACACACUGCACUGGAAGAAAGCACAAGGAUAAUGUGAAGUUUUUCUAUCAGAAAUGGAUGGAAGAACAAGCACAACAUCUUAUCGAUGCAACUACGGCAGCAUUUAAGGCGGGAAAAAUUGCUCAAAAUCCGUUCGGAGCUAAAGGAGCCUCUAUUCCCCCACCUUGGGAUCCUUCAGUUAUGGGUCCCGGAGGACCUAGACCACCAGUGCCGGCGCAAGGAGGACCUCCAGGCAUGAUACCACCUCCAUCAAUGGGUCAUGGUGGACCGAUGGCUCCACCAAUGAUGAUGGGUCCGCACGGGCCUAUGCCUCCUAUGAUGGGAAUGAGACCACCUAUGAUGGGUCCAUUGAUGGGACCCAUGGGGCCAAUGGGACCUAUGGGACAGAUGAGGCCACCUCUAAUGAAUGGACCUCCUAUGAAUAAGUAGUAAUAAACAAUCCUCAUUAUGUGAAUUCAAA